AUGCGCGGCAGCCCAAAACUCAACAAACAGAGACGCCCUGUAUCUCAACUGCGGCUGGGUCAGCGUAGCACCAGCAUGGGUCGACUGGCGGACAACUACGCGGAAGAGAACGGUGUUAGGUCGUCAUCCACACCACCCGUACCGCCGCCCGCUCCGCCGCUCGCUCCGCCGCCAGCUCCGCCACAAAACCCUCCCACUUUCGCAACUCCAAACAAACCAAAAGUGGCACCCCCAGCGCUGCGAGAUGUUCAGCCACAAAUGUCACUCAAUGGCGAAGAAGACCCCGCCUCCUUUUGUCAUCCCUUCGCUACCUCUACCUUCUUUUUCUUUCGCGUUUCCUGCUAG
This is a messenger RNA of Dibothriocephalus latus, 345 nucleotides long. The record is from the annotation of a GenBank genome assembly. NCBI's taxonomy places the organism in Eukaryota, Metazoa, Platyhelminthes, Cestoda, Diphyllobothriidea, Diphyllobothriidae.